UCUAACCUAAAACCUUGAUGUCUAAACAUAACCUAUUCCAACUUGAACGCGAUCGAAGCAUCGCUUGAUUUAUGCCUCGCGUCAUUGCAUAAAUGAUUAUUCAAGAAAGAUGCUGAGGCGUAAGUUGCUGAAAGAAACAUGGUGCAAGUUUCGUCAACGAUCGCUGAAUACAGAGAGUCACGUAAAACAUUCCGAGAAAAAUGAAGUCGACCUUUCGAGGGUGCGAAACAUCGGGAUCCUGGCGCACAUCGAUGCCGGAAAGACAACGACGACCGAGCGGAUGCUCUUCUACUCUGGAACGAUCGGUAACAUGGGUGAGGUUCAUCACGGUAACACGGUGACGGAUUACAUGGACCAGGAACGUGAGCGAGGCAUAACGAUAACGUCUGCGGCGGUGACCUUCGGCUGGAAGGAUCACAGAUUCAACCUCAUCGACACCCCGGGUCACAUUGACUUCACGAUGGAGGUGGAGCAGAGCCUCAGUGUCAUGGACGGUGCGGUGGUGGUGCUGGAUGGUUCGGCGGGCGUCGAGGCGCAAACUUUGACCGUCUGGAGGCAGGCGGACCGCUACGCGUUGCCGAGGAUAAUCUACGCCAACAAGAUGGAUCGCUUGGACGCAAACUUCGACUACUGCAUCAGUUCCGUUGAGUCCAAGCUGGAGGUGACGGCUCUUCCCGCCCAAAUUCCUAUCCAGGACAGCUCCGGUCUGACGGGCAUCGUCGACGUGCUGACGACGCAGUUGCUGACCUUCGAAAAACAGAACGAAGGCAAGAAGUAUCAGAGGGUCGAAUUAACGGAGGAGAAAGAUGGCAGUAUAUGGGAACGCGCCAUGGCGGCGAGAUCCAGACUUACCGAUAAAUUGUCGGGCGUGGAUGACAGACUGGCCGAAUUGGUGAUCGAGCAGGAAUCGCUGGACAAAAUACCGGCCCAGAUAUUGAUGGAAUCUAUGAGGAGGUGCACGAUAGCUGGCACAGGAGUUCCGCUGCUGCUCGGAAGUUCCUACAAGAACGUCGGGGUUCAGCUGCUGAUGGACGGAGUGAUACUGUAUCUCCCAUCGCCGGAGUCAAAUUCCGCAGUAAAACAGUUUCGCUGUUUUGGCGAGAACCUGGCCGCCAGGGCGUUUAAGGUGGUCCACGACAAGCAUAAAGGGGCGCUUACUUUCCUCAGGAUUUACUCGGGCGCCUUCAAGCAGGGUCAAAGGGUCUUCAAUGUUCAGAAGGAGAAUACAGAGCAGUGCGGGAAGUUGUACGAGGCUCACGCGGACGAGUACAGCGAAAUCGCGACGUUACAGCGUGGAAACAUCGCCGCUGUUUCCGGUCUGAAGCUCACCACAGCCGGAGACUUGCUCACGACCAGCGCGGUCGCAGCUAAUCAGGCCAAAAAAGCAAUGCAAAAGCAGCAAAACGCGACCGACGAGGACGUCCAGAGUCUCUUUGGAACCGGUGCCAGGGUACCGAACCCUGUGUUCUUCUGCUCGAUCGAACCCCCUUCGAUCUCUUAUCAAGUUCCCCUUGACAUCGCUUUGGAGAAACUUCAGAGGGAGGAUCCCAGCUUGAGAGUAACCCAAGACGCCGAGACGGGACAGACGGUGCUAUCGGGCAUGGGGGAAUUGCAUCUGGAGAUUAUCGCUGAAAGGAUAAGAUCAGAGUUCAAGAUAGACGUUGACCUGGGACCCUUGCAGAUAGCCUACAAGGAAACCCUGCAGACCGCGGUGAAGGAUACUCACGUGACAAGCCACAGGAUCGGCUCGACCAAUCACAGCGUACAGACGACGAUGAGUAUCGAGCCGAACUACAAGGGCGCGGAUAUCCUGAAGCUGGACAAAAGUCCUGACUGCGUUGCACACACCAGCGCAAUAAGUCUCAGGACAUUGCAGCACGUGAAGAGAGGGGUAAACGCGGCUUUGAACAUCGGACCAAAACUUAGCUGUCCUGUCAUUAACGUCGGAGUAACUCUUCAUUGGCUUGAGAUAGGGAAAGGAACUUCGAGUACCAUGGUGUCUGCAACGAUCACGCAGUGCGUACAGAAGCUCCUGCGAACAGGAGGAACGUCGCUUCUGGAGCCAAUAAUGCAGCUCGAAGUAGUGACAUCUGAAGAGACGGUAUCCCUCGUCAUAUCAGACCUGUCUAGACGCAGAGCACAAAUACAACAGAUCGGAUCUCGUGGUCGAAGCAAGAUCGUCUACGCCCUGACACCUUUGUCAGAAUUGCUUGGAUACUCGAGGCACCUGAGAACAUUAACGUCAGGCGCAGGAUCAUUUUCCAUAGAAUUUAAUCAUUACAAAGAGAUGGGAGCGCUCGAGGAACGCCAGGCAAUAGAACGUGUUACGGGAUUUGCAUACUAAUAAUGAGUAGUUCAAAUAAAUUAAUUUCGUAUAAAUAGUAACUUAUGCAACAUACGUGA
Molecule: messenger RNA, 2403 nt
Organism: Diprion similis
Lineage: Eukaryota; Metazoa; Arthropoda; Insecta; Hymenoptera; Diprionidae
Gene: mRRF2
Product: ribosome-releasing factor 2, mitochondrial
Exons: 4
Coding region: 110-2344 (744 amino acids)
Biological process (GO): ribosome disassembly; mitochondrial translation
Cellular component (GO): mitochondrion
Molecular function (GO): GTPase activity; GTP binding
Source: RefSeq, a predicted model, not a curated record